This is a messenger RNA of Stegodyphus dumicola, 3736 nucleotides long. RefSeq names its product putative inorganic phosphate cotransporter. NCBI's taxonomy places the organism in Eukaryota, Metazoa, Arthropoda, Arachnida, Araneae, Eresidae. The record is from RefSeq and is a predicted model, not a curated record. Gene Ontology annotation, cellular component: membrane. Gene Ontology annotation, molecular function: transmembrane transporter activity. Gene Ontology annotation, biological process: transmembrane transport; monoatomic anion transport.
CUUUCACCAGGAGUAAAGAAAUCUCAUCGUAAAAAAUUACGUCCUUUGCAUUAAAUAUUAACUCGAAAGUGUCUCCGGGAAAUUCGACAAAGAUUUGUCGCAAGCAGAAAAAAAGUAAUAUGGAGCAGAGCUUUAAUAGAGCGCAUUCGAUUUUGAUGAGGAGACACACGGUGGCCAUUUUAGGCUGCCUGUGUUCUAUCAUCAUGCAUGCCCAACGCCUUAAUAUCAGUAUUGCUCUGGUGGCUAUGGUGAACUCGACGAAGCUGUACGUGUCCCCAAAUGUCACAGAAUGUCCUGCUCUGGAGAAGAAUGUCACUUUAAGCGAAGCACGCAAAGGAGAGUUUUCUUGGAAUCCAGAACUACAAGGUUACAUUCUGAGCGCUGGAUUUUUAGGAUAUGUUUUAACACAGAUCUUGGGAGGCGUUCUAGCUGGACGAUUUGGUUCCAAGCCAGUUCUCCUUGCCGGACUUCUGCUGGCUUCGAUAUGCAAUCUAAUUUCUCCUCUCUCAGCCAGAUGCCACGUUUACCUGCUCACAGCUGUUCAACUUUUGAGAGGAAUGGGCCAGGGCCUGCAACAACCUUCUAUGAGCGUUCUCAUGUCCAAAUGGUUUCCCAGGUCGGAAAGAGGGUUCCUGUCAGCAUUUAUCUACUGUGGAUAUCCUGUAGGGGCUUUCAUUGGAAGUCUGGUGUCUGGAGCUCUAUGUGAAGUCGAAUUUUUAGGAGGAUGGCCUUUGGUAUUCUACGUGUUUGGCUUGGCUGGUGUGCUUUUGAGCAUCUUGUUGGUGUUUCUCUACGUGGAGAGGCCUGCAGAUGAUCCUGAUAUAUCCGAAAAAGAACUACAAUAUAUUCUGAAGAAUCAGGAAAAUGAUACUUCUUCUAGACCACCAUCCAUUCCAUGGAAAUCUCUGGUGACGUCCAUUCCUACUUAUGCUCUGACUGUUGCUUUAUUCGGUCAGUACUGGAUGGCAUUCUACUUCUUAUCCGUUCACCCCACCUAUAUGGGAACCAUUCUGCAUAUUCCGAUUAAACAAAAUGGUCUGCUUUCAUCAGGGCCAUUUUUAGCUCAAGCAAUAGCAGGCUUCGGUGCGUGUUGGUUUUCGUUCCUAUUGAAACGACGCUAUCCAGAUAGAAUAAAUGCUUGCAGGAAAGGAUGGAACUCACUCAGCUGCUCAGUCUUCACUCUUGGUAUGGUAGGUGUUUACCUGUCAGGAUGCAGCACUACUUGGAAUGAAGUAUCCUUUUUUGUAGCAAUAGCUAGCGUAGGUUUUGGAUUCGCCGGCAGUUUGAUAACUGCUGUAGACAUGACACCCACAUUUUGCGGUGCUCUGAUGGGGUAUGCAAGCACACUAGCCAGCUUUGCAGGUUUUCUUGUACCUGUCACUGUUGGAAGGCUGACAAACGAAGAGCAAACGCUCGCACAGUGGCAAAAAAUAUUCUUGAUUACGGCAGCUGUAGGAGCUGGCAGUGGUAUCAUUUUUUUGGUUGCUGGGUCGUCUGACAUCCAAUCCUGGGAUCCUGCGGGGAGCAAAGAAAAUGAAAAGAAAACGCCCCCCGAGGAGAACGGUGACGUCCCCGCCACGGCGGCGAACUCAUCUAAACUGUGAAAUCUUGUCAUUUAAGCAUAUGAAUAUGUUAUUUAAGUUAUUACGAGUAUUAAGCAGAAGCUUCCUGUGAUUACAGGAGCUUUGAGAUGGAAAAUGGAUACAGGGUAUUUCAAAACCACUGGCUGUAGCUUCAUUUUUUGAACCAUACAGACAGAUAUAAAACCAAUAUUUUCCAGUAGAACCAUCUCUAAAUUUUGGAUAGGGAUAAAUCUUAUCACUUUCGCAACUGCAAGAAAUAUAAGUUAAAAAUCUAAAAUUAACUUUGGCGUUUGGAAGCCUGUAGGGAAUAUUUCUGAUUUUGGAUGUCGUACGUUAAUUAAUCUCAUUUAUCAUCUACUUAGUUAUGCCAUUAUAAGAGAAAAAAGAACUUUCAUUUUUAUUUUGGCAGGGAAAUAACUAGUUAUCAGAAUGUUUCUAUUCGACGUGUAUGAGAUUUUUAAUUAUCUCUGAAAUUACGUAUUUACUUAACAAACUCAGUAAUUAAAAAGUGCUUCUGAAUAAUGUAUUUGUUUAUUUUACUUUUUAAAACAUAUUUAACCGUUAUGAUUUAUAACACAUGAUGAAAUUUACUAUAUAUCCGGCUAAUUUUUACAAACAUUUCCAGAGUUUCUGCACUUUAUAAAAGACGAGGCUAUGUAUUUAUUUCGGUAUAGAAUAAUCGUUUAAUUUUAAUUUCAAAAUACUUUUUGUACUAUCUCUGCAUUUGCUUCUGUCACAGUAGAGUUUGCUGCAAUAUUUUUGCAAUCAUAAAAUUAAAUUCAAAUUGUGAAUUAAAUUUAAAGACCGGAAGAUAUUGGAUAACCAUUGCAGUAAUUCGGCCGUUUUAAAAAAUGAGUGAGUUCUCUGUACACAUUAUGCAAAUAAUGAAACCUUUUGCAAGUCAUUCCAUAUUAUACUUUAUUAAUUAUAAAUGAAAUAUUAAUAACUAUUUAAAACUUACUAUAUAUUUAUCACUUACUAAUUUUAUGCGUUCCGAAUUCUUUAUCUAAUUGAGUCGAAUUAUGACAUUAUAUCUAUUAUUUAUGACUUAACUCAAAGUAUGCAGUGUUCCUAAGGAUCCAACUAAACUAUUAAUAUCAGUUAAAAACAGAAAAGGCUAGCGGAAAAUUUGUACAGGAACGUGCUUCUAAAAUCAACACUGAAAAAUUGGAAAUUGUCUGAAAAUUUUACAAAAGUAUGCAGAAACACAAAAUGCACACUAAUUUCUAUUUCCCAAUUCUAUCACAGUCAUUAGUCUGCCGUAGCUAAAUGUUCUAUGUCAAUUUCUGUACUUUUAUCGUUGGUAAUAUAAAUCUGCCACAAGAGUGGUUCAAAAGCUAAACUCGAGGUCCGUGUUCCUGAAAUACCUUCUGUAGACGCAAAAGAAAACAGGCCAGUAAACAAAGCAAGAUUAAUACUUGAAUUGUGCGAAAUGUUUUGAUUGUGUUAAAAUAAUGGCUCACAUAUUUAUGAAAGAAAGUAUUUAGUUUUAUAAUUUGUGAAUCUUUACUGUUUCGAAACUAAAGCAAAAAUAUAACUAAAGAGAAGUUGCAUGAAUACUGAUGAUAAAAGGAAGAAUAUUGUUUGAUAAAAUGCUAUAUCAUAAUUUUCAAGAAACUAAAAUUUAAUGAUGUGUGAACUGCCUAAAAUCAAAACUUAAUUUUGUUCUGUCAGAUCGCGCGAGAACAAAUGGAUUAAAACCGUACAAAUUCGAAUUCCAGAAGCUACCAAGAAAACUGUCCUAACAUUUGGAUUUUAAAACAAAAUAUUCAAAACUGUUGUGAAAAUGAUUUUUCCAAAAUCUUAUUUCAUUCAGAUUUUUAGUGCUUUAAGAAUUUGAAUCAGUGGGAUUAAAAAUCGUGUUUCUGAUUGCAACAGAGUAAUCGCAUCAACAGUUUUAUAUUUCUAAUAUUUUUUCUUGCGUAUAGAUAGACAUUUCUUAUAAUUUCUGCCAAAUAAUAAAAGGCAUAUUUCGUUUGAGUUACCUUGAAAAUUUAUAUUCGUCGUAUUGUUCAUUAUGUUCUUGUACUUUUACAAAACUGUAUGCAGAAUGUAUUUUUUUUUUUACAUUUAAAAUUGUGUAUUUUUUGACUUACCACCUGUUUCAAUCAUAACGAUAGUCGCUGAGCGAAUAAAGGAAUUUUUAUAUGUGA